AUGGAGCAGGAAGAGAGUCUGGAGGAGUUCCUGGGCAGACUACGGACGCAAAUCCUGCGCUGCGGCUACGAGCCGGCGCAGGUGGACCGUGAGUUGAGAGACCGAUGCGUCCUGGGCAGCCGAGGUGAGCUACAGAGGAAGCUGGUCCGGGAGGCGGCGCUAAAGGGUGACGACCUCUCUCUGGAGGACGUCCGGCGGACGGCACGGGCGCACAGGGACGUGAUGGAUCUGACGACGCGGCUGUCUGGGGCGCCGGCGCCGGCCGAGACGGACGGGGAGGCAGUUCACCUGGUGCGACGCCCGCAGCGGACGGAGAGGCGUGACUGCGGCAAACAGCGAACUGGCGUGAAGCUGGUUCAGGACGGCGACCAGGCUGACUGGCAAGUCAGCGCCGUGCAGCCAGCCGCAGCUGAGUGGGCGACGGUCAGGGUGAACGGCCAGGAGUUCACCAUGCUGAUCGACACUGGCUCACCGGUGACUAUAAUCAGCGCGGAGACUCACAUCCCCGGUCUGACGCUGCGGCCGAGUGAGCUGCACCUCACGUCAUUCACCGGCCAGCAAAUCCGUCUGCGAGGCGAGGCCGACGUCAACGUGGAGACGGACGGCCGAGCGACACGGCUGCGACUCGUCGUGUCCGACAUGGGCUCUCACCGACCUCUCAUGGGACGAGAGUGGAUCAAGGCGCUGAGGACGGCGUCGGGUCUGGAGACGCUGAACGUGUGCCCGGUGGCGACUCAGCCGACGCUGAAGGAGGUGAUGGACAAACACCGUGAGGUGUUCAAAGAAGAACUGGGCAGAAUCCCGGUGAAGGUGGCGCUCAGACUGAAGGAAGGCGCCAAACCGGUCUAUCGACGCGCCAGACCGGUGCCGUUUGCGCUACAGCAAGAUAUCGAGCGGGAGCUCGACAAGUGGCUGGAUCAAGGGAUCGCCGAGAAGGUGCCUCCUGGACACUUCUCCGGAUGGGGUACGCCGCUCGUACCCAUCCCCAAGAAGGACGGCGUGCGGCUGUGCGCGGACUAUCGGAUCACGGUGAACCCGCAGCUGCAGCCUCUGAAGUAUCCGAUGCGCACGCCGGAGGAGCUAUUCGCCAGCAUACGAGGGAAAAAGUUCUGCAAGCUGGACUGCAGGAACGCCUAUCUCCAGUGUGAGCUGGACGAAGAGAGCCGAGAGAUGACCACCGUGACCACACACCGUGGUGCGAUGCGGAUGAACCGUCUCCCGUACGGGAUCAGCACCUGUGGAGCGCAGUUCCAGGCGAUCAUGGACCAGGUGCUGGAUGGUCUUCCAGGAGUCGUCUGUUACCUGGACGACGUGCUGAUCGGCGCCGACAGUGACCGUGAGCUGAUGGACAGGCUGGACCGGGUGCUGGAGCGGCUGAAGGACAACGGCGUCCGCCUCAAGAAAGAGAAGUGCCAGUUCGGAGUCCGAGAAGUGGUGUAUCUCGGUUGGCGACUGUCUGAGGCGGGUCUGCGCCCGGUGCAAGAGAAGACGGCGGCCGUCACAGCAGCACCUGACCCUCGGAACGUGCAGGAGCUGCGAUCUCUGAUCGGGUCAGUCAGCUAUUAUCAGCGGCUGCUGCCCAACCUGUCUACCGUGCUAGCGCCGCUCUACGCGCUACUGAAGACGGGCGUCAAAUGGGCAUGGACGGCGGAGUGCGCCGCGGCAGUGCGCCGUGUGAAGGACAUGCUGUCCACGGCGCCGGUCCUGAUGCGGUACGACCCCGUGCUGCCGCUGCGGCUCGUCACGGACGCCAGUGCGACAGGAGUCGGAGCGGCUCUGAUGCAAGUGACGCCCGAGGGGCUCGAGAGGCCGGUACAGUACGCCUCCCGAACGCUCACUCCGACGGAGAGGAAGUACGCCCAAGUGGAGAGGGAAGCCGCAGCCGUCUCGUUCGGAGUGCGGCGGUUCCACCAGUUCCUGUUUGGUCGGCCGUUCACCCUGGUGGUCGACAACAGGACGCUCUCCAGGAUCCUAAACCCGGACCGUGAGCUGCCAUCUCUGGCGGCGGCUCGCAUGCAAAGGUAUGCGCUGCAGCUCGCGGCGUAUCAGUACAAGAUCGAGCUGCGCCGGACGGAGGACAUGAGGCUGGCGGACACGAUGUCCCGUCUGUCGGUGCCGGACGAGGCGGAGAACCGGCUGUCGGCAGAAGAGGAGGCGGCGUACGGCGGAGGCGGCGUAAUGUUCAUCGCCGAGCAGGGGCCGUGUCUGACCGCGCAGCAGAUAGCAGUGGCCACGCGCCGAGACCCGGCGCUCGCCCGCGCUCUGGCGGCGGUGCGAUCGGGCUGGCCGGCGGUGGUGGACCCGGACCUGGCUCCCUUCAAGAAUCGCCGAGAGGAGCUGACGACUGAGGCCGACUGUCUGCUCUGGGGCGGCCGAGUCGUCAUCCCGAGCAGCCUGCGCGACACCGUCAAGCGGGAGCUGCAUGAGGGUCACUUCGGCUGCACUCGCAUGAAGCAGCUGGCGAGGCGCUUUGUGUGGUGGCCGGGACUCGAUGCUGAGCUGGAGGCGCUGGCUCGCGGGUGUCAGGCGUGCGUCUCAAAGCGAGCUGAGCCGCCGCAGGCGACACGGCACCCGUGGGAGCCGACGGACGGCCCGUGGCAGCGGGUGCAUGCCGAUUUUGCCGGACCUCUGAAGGGCACCUGGUUCCUGGUGAUGGUGGAUAGUUUCUCCAAGUGGGCUGAAAUGAUCCCAAUGAAGACGACCACGUCCGAGCGGACCAGCAGCCCGAGGGACUAG
Messenger RNA from Amphibalanus amphitrite, 2736 nucleotides. RefSeq lists its product as uncharacterized. Gene Ontology annotation, molecular function: nucleic acid binding; aspartic-type endopeptidase activity. Gene Ontology annotation, biological process: proteolysis. Lineage: Eukaryota; Metazoa; Arthropoda; Thecostraca; Balanomorpha; Balanidae. The transcript has 3 exons. The record is from RefSeq and is a predicted model, not a curated record. Bases 1 to 2736 code for a protein of 911 amino acids.